ACGGCCACCAGAGAGCGGUGCGGACCGACCCGCCGCCGACCCAGCACAGGAAACGAACACGUGAACACCAGCCUUGUACUCGGCCACUUUCCGAGGCAGGGAGACGUGUGAAAGAAUGAGAUGUGGUUUCUGUCUGUGCUGAAUGAUGAACGCACAGAAUCAGGCGGCUCUGGAUAUCUCGACGAAGAACCCACAAGAUGACUUUGAGAUCAUCCAGCGAGUUGGUGGCGGGACGUACGGGGAGGUGUACAAGGCUCGGCAAAAACACACUGGCCAACUGGCAGCAGUAAAGAUCAUCAAGAUGGAACCCGAUGACGACUUUUCAGUUAUUCAACAGGAGAUUUCCAUAGUGAAAUCCUGCACCCAUCAGAACAUUGUCGCAUAUUAUGGAAGCUACAUCCGGUCCAACAAGUUGUGGAUUUGUAUGGAAUUUUGUGGAGGAGGAUCACUACAGGACAUUUACCAUGUCACAGGCCCACUCACCGAGUUACAGAUCGCCUAUAUCAGCAGGGAAAUGCUACAGGGUUUGGAAUAUCUACACAAUCAGGGGAAGAUACAUCGAGAUAUUAAGGGUGCAAACGUUCUCAUCAAUGACAAUGGGGAUGUGAAGUUAGCUGACUUUGGGAUUUCGGCACAAAUUACUGCCACAUUUGCCCGAAGAAUGUCCUUCAUCGGGACACCAUACUGGAUGGCCCCUGAAGUGGCUGCCGUGGAGUUCAAAGGGGGCUACAACGAGCUGUGCGACAUCUGGGCAGUUGGCAUCACGGCCAUUGAGCUGGCAGAGCUACAGCCACCCAUGUUUGAUGUUCAUCCUCUGAGGGUUCUCUUUCUAAUGUCCAAAAGUGGUUACCAGCCUCCUAAAUUAAAGGAUAAAGGGAAAUGGAGCUCGGCCUUCCACAACUUUGCUAAGGUGACGUUAACCAAGAACCCCAAGAAGAGGCCAGCAGCCAGCAAGAUGUUGACGCACCAGUUUGUGUCACAGUCCGGUCUGAGCCGAGCUCUAGUCCACGAGCUGAUCGACAAGCUCCGGAACCCAGACAAACACUCCAGCCUGCGGGAGGUGGACGAAGAUGACAUUGAGCCUCCCCCCGCUGUCCCGCGCAGGAUACAGUCGACCAACCGACACUCACAAGCAGAGAGAACAAACUCCGAAAUAAUGCUACACAACAUUCAGUUUGAGGAGGCCUUACGGAGGGAGGAGAGCUGGCAGAGUAAGGAUCAAUCUCUGGAUCAAACUUCAGGUUAUUCACACAGUACAUCCAGUCCUGGGAGGGACAGCAGGAAGAAAACUUUCGACUCGGAUGACGAUUACGAUGAUAUUGCCGUACUGACCGAGAGCCUGCGGACUGACAGCCCUCCACCUUUACCGCCUAAGCCCAAGUUCCGGACCAGUUCCGAGGACAGCCUCCCGGAAGAGGAGAAGGUGAAGACCGUGGCCCGCCACCCACAGUGCACGCGUUUACCGACCUCACUGGUGCGCUGCUCCAGUGGCCCGCUGGAAGCCUCCAGGAAGCCAGCCAUGGGGCCCUCCAGGAGCCCUGUCCACUCUGCCAUCAACGUCAGCAGCUCAGAUCCCAGCCAGUGGGCGAGUCACCUUGCCAGGGACACAGGAGCAACCCCGCCACUGCUACCUCGCAGGAAGGAGAAGAAGGAGAGAGCGGUAGCACCCGAGUCUGAAGCCCCUGUUGUCCAGAAGGUGCAGGUGGAGGUUCCAUUACAGAAAGUGUUUAAUGGCUGUCCUUUGAAGAUUAAUUGUGUAACAUCAUGGACGCACCCCAACACCAGAGCCCAGCACCUUAUACUGGGGUCAGAGGAAGGGAUUUACACCCUGAAUCUAAAUGAGCUGCAAGAGGCCACAUUAGAACUGCUGUAUCCAGGACGAUGUAUUUGGGUUUACAUUGUCAGUAACGUAUUAAUCAGUAUUUCAGGGAAAACGAUGCAACUACACUCACACAGCUUGCUGGGGCUGUAUGAACAGGCCAAGAAGGAGCAGAGGUCAAUGGUUCACAUUCCAACACAUCGACUCUUACCCAGGAAGAAUGUAACAUCCAGUAAGAUUCCAGACACCAAAGGCUGUAGGAAGUGUUCUGUUGUGCGGAACUCUCCCACAGGAUGCUGCUACCUGUGUGGAGCGUUGGAGUCCAGUAUCGUUCUCCUGCAGUGGUACGAGCCCAUGCAGAAAUUCAUGCUCAUUAAGCACUUUGACUUCCCGCUGCCCAAUCCCCUCCGAAUGUUGGAAGCAUUGGUGGUGCCGGAGCAGGAAUAUCCAGUUGUCUGCAUUGGAAUCAGCACAAAGUGUUCCUCCAACAAGAUUGUACAGUUCCGGACCAUUAACCUCAAUUCCUCCUCAUCCUGGUUCACAGACCUGGGAACGGCAGGUCAGCAGGAAGAGUUUACCCACGUGAGCCAACUGGACAGUGAAACAGUGCUGGUGUGUAUUGGCCAAAAUGUAAAAGUUGUAAAUAUUCAAGGAAACCUUAAGACAAGUAAGGAUCUAAUCCCAGAGGUGACAUUUGAUAACCCGGUGGAAUCCGUGGUCUGCUUCUCUGACAGCAUCCUGGCAUUUUGGAAACAUGGGAUGCAGCGGAAGAGUUUCAGGACCUGUGAGAUUUUUGAGCAGAAAACAGAAACUAGUCGGCUCUAUCGCUUUUUAGGAGCUGACAGCUGUAGACUCGUUGUCUUUGAGACCAAGCCGUCAGAUGAUCCCACUUCCCACAGCAACCUAUAUAUCAUGAAAGUACCGGAGAAUCCUUUUGUGGAAUGAGGGCCAGCCACUGAGAUGCAGCCACUGUCAGGCAGUGAGACCAUUCCCAUGGGAAGCUGGGCAAAACAGGACUGUUGCCAACUGGUGGAUGCUUGCCGGAUAUUUAAAGCUGCAAAGCCUUUCUUGCUUGUCAAUAUGUGGGUCGAAGAUUUGUUCUUGACCGUUAAAUCUCCAUUAGAAUGGGUGCCUCUGUAUUAUAGCAACAUCUACAAAACCAAUAGUGUGUAAAGUUUGAGUGAGAAUUGAGUGCUUUUCUAUAAAUAAAGAAAUAUAUUUGAUGUGUUAU
Pristis pectinata (smalltooth sawfish) is the source of this 3050-nucleotide messenger RNA. RefSeq names its product mitogen-activated protein kinase kinase kinase kinase 5-like. The record is from RefSeq and is a predicted model, not a curated record. Gene Ontology annotation, biological process: protein phosphorylation. Gene Ontology annotation, molecular function: MAP kinase kinase kinase kinase activity; ATP binding. Lineage: Eukaryota; Metazoa; Chordata; Chondrichthyes; Rhinopristiformes; Pristidae. The transcript has 32 exons. Bases 143 to 2764 code for a protein of 873 amino acids.